AUGACGCCGAAUUAUCGCGGCUGGUUCUGGUCGCUGGCGGCCGUGGCGGGCACCGCGACGGCGGCGGUGGUCGUCUACAAGUUCGCGACGAGGAGUGCGCGUGACCAUGGGGAGGGUGAAGCGCGCGCAACCGCAGAGAGGGACGAAGGAGAGGACGUGGACUACGAGUGGCAGUCCGAGGAGGAGGUGGAGGAUGCGGAGGUGGAACAACCGAACGAGCAGCAGAUGCUCGCGGUUGACAGAGGGCGGAACAUGCUACUGGCCGCGUUCGGACUUAUGCUGAUGGUGCUGGUGACUGUCGUGUCGCUCGUCAUCACGUGGAACAUCGAGGACGAGGAGAUCUCUUUUGUGGAGCUGCCGAUGUUCCAGCCUCUUAUGUGGGUUGCCGUCGGAAUCUUUACAGCAGCCAGUAUGGAACUUUUUACGCGCUCAUCGAGGCUGAAUCAAGAGGUACCAGUUCUUGAGGAGAAGGCGGUGUUCCCGCAUGAUGCAAGAGACUUCGAGCUUAUUCAGCAGCAUGAAGGUGAGAAGAGCGGCAUUCCUGGAGACAUCGAGGCGAUUAUCAAGCGAGCCGACGAUCUGUUUGACCAGGGACUGCACGCCCAGACGCGAGAGUAUCUGAAAGUAGAGUUGCCGAAACACCCUCCCAGCGUCGAGAUGCUCUGGCGCUUAGCCCGCGCAUGCAAUUACCUGGUUGACGAGAAGAGCAACCCCGACGAGAAGAAGGCUCUGGCAUUUGAAGGCCUCGCUGACGCAGAGAAGGCGUAUGCUCUCAACAGUGAUUCAGCAGCCUCCAACAAGUGGAUGGCCAUCAUGACCAGCACGGUGGGGAACUUCCGCGACUUGAAGGAGAAGAUCGCGGGCGCCUACGACCACAUUCAACGAGCUAUCGAGCUGGACCCGACUGAUGCCAUAUCCCACAACAUCCUGGGCCAGUGGUGCUUGGCCUUUGCUGACAUGACUUGGAUCGAGAAGCGUGCUGCUGCUGCACUUUUUGGCACGCCCCCUACUGCGACGUACGAGGAGGCUGUGCAGCACUUCGAGGCAGCAGAGAAAAUCAGCCCCGGGUUCUGGAAAAAGAACGUAUUUCUCCUGGCACAGACUUAUAUGAAAAUGAAGCGGACCAAGGAGGCUGCGACUUGGGUGCUGGAGGCGAAGGCCGUGCCGGUGAAGACGAAGGAGGACGAAGAGGUCGCUCAGGACAUCGCAGCGCUCAUGAAGCAGCUCAAGUUGGCCUGA
Messenger RNA from Phytophthora sojae, 1239 nucleotides. RefSeq lists its product as hypothetical. The record is from RefSeq and is a predicted model, not a curated record. The transcript has 9 exons. NCBI's taxonomy places the organism in Eukaryota, Oomycota, Peronosporomycetes, Peronosporales, Peronosporaceae. The coding region runs from base 1 to 1239 and encodes 412 amino acids. Gene Ontology annotation, cellular component: spindle microtubule; cytoplasm; mitotic spindle pole. Gene Ontology annotation, molecular function: microtubule binding.